This is a messenger RNA of Saccoglossus kowalevskii, 583 nucleotides long. Its product is annotated as protein shisa-4-like. NCBI's taxonomy places the organism in Eukaryota, Metazoa, Hemichordata, Enteropneusta, Harrimaniidae. The record is from RefSeq and is a predicted model, not a curated record.
AUGGUAGCUCCCCGCUCAGUCGCAUUGUUCAUAGCAGUUGUGUUUGUUACAGUUUCUCAUAUAGCCGGCGAUUACUGCCUUGGCUACACUGAUUUGGAUGGUGAGUGGCAUGAAGGUUUUGACUGUGACGGAUUAUUGGAUGGUGGAGACAAUUGCUGUGGUACCUUAACAGACAAGUAUUGUUGCUUCGAUGAAGAUAAAUCUGUGAGUGCUGGUAUUAUUGCUCUUAUCGUGUCCUUGGUAAUAGUGGUUGCUGUAUGUAUAAUAUGUGUUGCAGUAUGUGUGUGUUGUUGCAAUGCGUGUCGUGGUAGCACAACUACCACUACAUAUAUACAACAACCUAACACUGCAACUCCCACCGCUGUGACGGCUCAAAGCUCUCAGAUGCAAUCAUCAGUAUCUCCCGGUGUUGGUUAUAUGCCUACAGCAGCUUCUAAUCCCAUGACCCAAUACCAACCAGUAUAUGCACAAGGCGACGUGAAAGCACCAGAGUACUAAAACGUAUUUGUAUGUUUUGGACUUAGCAAUGUUCAAUGUUUCAAUCAUGUUUUUUUUUUUAAUCAGUCAUUAUAUGCAUGCCCAA